AGCAGAAAACAUUUAAUUUCCCAAGGAAGCUUCUCUCAAAUAAAAUUUGAGUUUGAUGCACUUCUAUGCACUCAUUAAGCAUUUCAGAAUGCGUUUCUCAUCCUAUGUGUUAAUACUAAUUUUCUCUCUCUUUUCUCAAGGUUUCUUACUUUCUGUUUCAAAGUCGGUGCGAAAAGCAGAAGACAACAUGCUAUUAAGUACAUUCAACCUUGGAAAAGUAAUCCAGAAUGCCGGCAAAGCCGAGAAGUCACGGCCUGCAUCUUCUCUUGAACAUUACAAAAUUGAGGACAGCAGUUUUCUGAAUGAAGAGGAUGAUGGAACCCCAAAGUUCUCUAACAUAGGCUCUAAGCACCAUGACAUAAGCCACAGCCGACCACUGAACCUGCCUCCUUAUUUUUCGCUGGAGGAACCUGUGGCUUUUCCAGCUGAAGCUGAAGUUCAAAGUAUAGAAUCGAUACAGGAAAGGAGAGAGACGGGAGAUGAUGAAAAUUCAGCUAAAUUACCUAUUGGAAGAAGAGAUUUUGAUAUGCUCAGGUGUAUGCUGGGAAGAGUCUAUCGACCAUGCUGGCAAGUCUGAAGCACAACUGCAGGAUGACGUUUGGAACAAAGAGAACCAUUUUCAUCAAAAUUAAAUGACACUGUAGUUUAAAUGUUUACUGUGUAUGUGUAUUUUGCGGUGUACGAGGUGCCUAAGUAUUUCUAUGUCAGAACAAUAACACAUGAUCAAAUAACUGUACUGAUUAUAUUGCAUUAUUAAAACUGAUAAUUCUGCAAAAA
Molecule: messenger RNA, 777 nt
Organism: Heteronotia binoei (common prickly gecko)
Lineage: Eukaryota; Metazoa; Chordata; Lepidosauria; Squamata; Gekkonidae
Gene: PMCH
Product: pro-melanin concentrating hormone
Exons: 3
Coding region: 56-577 (173 amino acids)
Biological process (GO): behavior; chemical synaptic transmission
Molecular function (GO): type 1 melanin-concentrating hormone receptor binding; melanin-concentrating hormone activity
Source: RefSeq, a predicted model, not a curated record